Messenger RNA from Kwoniella shivajii, 936 nucleotides. Its product is annotated as ribonuclease HII. Gene Ontology annotation, molecular function: RNA binding; RNA-DNA hybrid ribonuclease activity. The transcript has 7 exons. Bases 1 to 936 code for a protein of 311 amino acids. Gene Ontology annotation, biological process: mismatch repair; DNA replication, removal of RNA primer. Gene Ontology annotation, cellular component: ribonuclease H2 complex. The record is from RefSeq and is a predicted model, not a curated record. Lineage: Eukaryota; Fungi; Basidiomycota; Tremellomycetes; Tremellales; Cryptococcaceae.
AUGGCUCACCAUAUCGACCCAGUCAACCUCACUCCCAUACCGCCGUUGCUUGAUUCAUACACGUAUCAUUCGAAGUUACCGGAUUCCAUAGAUGGACAAGUGAAAGAUGGUGAUGAAGGCUGGAUGAUGGGUAUUGAUGAGGCUGGACGAGGGCGACCGAUGGUUUACGCGGCUGCUUAUUGCCCUAUAUCAUUCAAAUCGACAUUAGAAGAGAUGGGAUUUGACGAUUCAAAGGCACUUUCAGCUGAUACUAGACAAUCACUCUGGGAAUCAUUUGACGUGAAUCCCGAACUAUGUUAUUCUUCAUCUUCAUUGUCUCCACAAGCUAUAUCAGCUGGAAUGUUGAGAAGAAUACCUAUAAAUCUAAACAGGCAAGCCGAGGAUGCGACGGUUGGAUUGAUCAAAGAUGCUUUAGACAGAGGUAUAAAUAUCAAGGAGUGCUUCGUAGACGCUUUAGGACCAGCACCACAAUGGCAAGCUCGUCUAACAGCCAUAUUCCCUUCUAUAUCAUUCACAGUGUGUCCCAAAGCAGAUAGUCUUUUCAAGAUCGUAGGAGCAGCCUCUAUAGUAGCUAAAGUCACCAGAGAUAGAUAUGUACACGGUUGGGUAGAUCCUGAAGACGAGGAUAUGCCAAAAGGAGAUAUCGAUAUUGAUGGGGAAGAAGGAGUAGGGAUUGGUAGAGGAUCAGGGUAUCCUUCAGAUCCUAAAACUCAAGCUUUCCUCAAAGAAUCGAUAGAUCCUAUAUUCGGUUACAAAGGGAUAGUCAGGUUCUCAUGGGCAACAGUCAAAGUCCUUUUAGACAAACAAGGCGUAGAAUGUAAAUGGAUUGACGAUAAUACUCAACCAUCAACUGCGGGCUGGUUUGGCGCUGAUGCAGACAAUGGAAGACCUAAAAUAUGGCGAGAUAUAGGUGUAUCCGGUGUUGGGGAGUUAUGA